GGCAGCGGCCGGGGCGGGGCCUCGCAGGGCCCGGCCUUCCGGGAGCCGAGCGGCGGCCGCUAAGAUGGCGCUGGCGAGCGCCGCCGGAGCCAGGCCCCCCACGAGAGCCGGAGGCAGGCGCGGGGCUGCAGCGGCGGCCGGGCUGGGCUCCGAGUCCGAGUGAGCCGCGGCCGGUCCUUCCCGCUCCUGCCCCUGCCGGGGCAUGAGCGCCCAGCCCCGCGGCAGCUGGCCGAGCCCGAGCCCGAGCCGGACCGAGGCCCAUGAAUUCCGUGUCGCCCGCCGCCGUGCAGUACCGGAGCGGGAGCCAGGACGACGUGUGCCGCCCCGAGGCCAGGAAGCCGCCGCGGGCCCCCGGAGCUCGCGGUCUGGCGGCCGGGGCAGGAUCCGGAGGCGGCGGCGGCGGCGGAGGAGGAGGUAGAGGAGGUGAAGGAGGCCACAAUGGCCUAGUGGCCGCAGCCGGAGCAGCCGCUUCGGCCCCCCCGGGCCCUGCCCCCCCCAGCGAGCCGGACGAGGUGGACAAGUUCAAGAGCAAAUUCCUCUCCGCCUGGAACAACAUCAAGUAUGGCUGGACAGUUCGCACCAAGACCAGCUUUAGCAAGUUGUCCGCCGUGCACCUGUGUGGCCGUCGGUACCGCUUUGAGGGGGAAGGUGACAUUCAGCGGUUUCAGAGGGACUUUGUCUCCCGCCUGUGGCUCACGUACAGGAGGGACUUCCCUCCCCUGGAGGGGGGCAGCUUGACCUCAGACUGUGGCUGGGGCUGUAUGCUGCGCAGCGGGCAGAUGCUGCUGGCCCAGGGCCUGCUUCUGCACUUCUUCUCCAGGGAUUGGACUUGGUCAGAAGCUGUUCUACACCCCGGCCCCAGGGAGCCUGAGCUCCUCAGAACCAUGUCUCCUUCUCGGGCCGGAGCAAGCUGGCAGCGGGUUCCCUCGCCAGCCUUGGGCCUAGGUCGGGCCACCUGGACCACCGGCGGGGCCCUGAGCCCCAGGGAGUUUGAGCAGGAGGAGCAGCACAGGCGCAUUGUUUCCUGGUUUGCUGAUCAGCCUGGGGCUCCCUUUGGCUUGCACCGGCUGGUAGAAUUGGGCCGAAGCUCGGGCAAGAGGGCAGGAGACUGGUAUGGUCCCUCUGUGGUGGCUCACAUCCUCAGGAAAGCCGUGGAGAGCAGCUCAGAGGUGGCCCAGCUGGAGGUGUAUGUUUCUCAGGACUGUACAGUCUAUAAGGCAGAUGUGGCCCAGCUAGUGGCCCAGCCGGACCCGAGCACUGAAUGGAAGUCCAUCGUCAUCCUGGUGCCAGUGAGGCUGGGUGGGGAGACUCUCAACCCUGUGUAUGUGCCCUGUGUCAAGGAACUCCUGCGGCUAGAACUGUGCAUCGGAAUCAUCGGCGGGAAGCCCCGGCACUCGCUUUACUUCAUUGGCUAUCAGGAUGACUUUCUGCUCUACCUCGACCCCCACUACUGCCAGCCCUUUGUGGAUACCUCCCAAGAGAGCUUCCCCCUGGAGUCCUUCCACUGCACGUCUCCCCGGAAGAUGGCCUUCAGUCGGAUGGACCCCAGCUGCACCAUUGGCUUUUAUGCUGGCAACAGAAAGGAGUUUGAGCUGCUGUGCCUGGAGCUGACCCGGGUUCUCAACUCUUCCUCGGCCACGGAGCGGUAUCCCAUGUUCACACUGUCUGAGGGCCAUGCCCAGGAGUACGGUCUGGAGGAGGUCUGCUCCCAGCUCACCCAGCAGAGCCUCCGGCUGCCCCAGGCCGGGAAGCUUGGCAAGGCCAAGAGACCCAGCUCAGAGGACUUUGUGUUUUUAUAGCAGGGACAAGGGGAAGUGGUGUCUGU
Messenger RNA from Sarcophilus harrisii (Tasmanian devil), 1825 nucleotides. It is a transcript of the gene ATG4D, whose product is annotated as autophagy related 4D cysteine peptidase. NCBI's taxonomy places the organism in Eukaryota, Metazoa, Chordata, Mammalia, Dasyuromorphia, Dasyuridae. Bases 261 to 1799 code for a protein of 512 amino acids. Gene Ontology annotation, molecular function: protein-phosphatidylethanolamide deconjugating activity. The transcript is spliced from 11 exons. The record is from RefSeq and is a predicted model, not a curated record.